This is a messenger RNA of Phaethon lepturus (White-tailed tropicbird), 1115 nucleotides long. RefSeq names its product brain mitochondrial carrier protein 1. The record is from RefSeq and is a predicted model, not a curated record. Gene Ontology annotation, cellular component: mitochondrial membrane. The transcript has 7 exons. Bases 1 to 687 code for a protein of 228 amino acids. Lineage: Eukaryota; Metazoa; Chordata; Aves; Phaethontiformes; Phaethontidae. Gene Ontology annotation, biological process: mitochondrial transport.
AUGGUUUCAUUCGUUCCCCUGCUCAGGAUCGCCCCUGCAUUGCUGAGACAGGCAUCUUACGGCACCAUAAAGAUCGGCAUUUACCAGAGCUUGAAGCGGCUGUUUGUAGAUCGCAUGGAAGAUGAAACGUUGCUAAUCAAUGUAAUCUGCGGAGUGGUUUCAGGAGUGAUCUCCUCUGCAAUUGCCAAUCCGACAGAUGUGCUGAAGAUUCGAAUGCAAGCUCAAGGCAGCUUAUUCCAGGGUGGCAUGAUUGGCAGUUUCAUCGACAUCUACCAGCAGGAGGGUACCCGGGGCCUCUGGAGGGGUGUUGUCCCAACAGCUCAGAGAGCCGCCAUCGUGGUCGGGGUGGAACUGCCAGUCUACGACAUCACCAAGAAGCACUUAAUUCUGUCAGGCCUGAUGGGUGACACCAUCUUUGCCCACUUUGUUUCCAGUUUUACCUGUGGGCUGGCUGGGGCCAUUGCCUCCAACCCUGUGGACGUGGUGCGGACGCGGAUGAUGAACCAGCGGGCAAUAGUGGGCAGCACGGAGCUCUAUAAGGGCACUCUGGAUGGCCUUGUGAAGACUUGGAAGAGCGAGGGCUUCUUUGCACUCUAUAAAGGUUUCUGGCCCAACUGGCUUCGGCUCGGUCCCUGGAACAUCAUUUUUUUUAUCACAUACGAGCAGUUGAAGCGACUUCCAUUCUGACAGCUGGCUUCGUUCCGUGAGAGUCAUCUUCAAGACUUGCAGCAGACAGCUUUGCUGCAGCCUUCCUCUUCAUUCACCAUCCCCAUGUUUCGAUGUCUUGGUACAUGUGGGUCUGGGCUCUCCCCCUCCCCCAAAUGCAUGGUCCCUGGAGCACGAUCUGGCUGAAGUAUAACUGGGAGGCUGAUGGCAGGUGCUGCAUGUUUUUUCACACGGAGGCAAGUAUUAAUGGUGUACAAGUGUCUGGGCCUGAAGCGAUAUCUUCUGUGAAGAUCUGUGCAUUCCAGUGGCCUUUUGGUGCAGCUGUGGUUUGUUGUUUGGCUCGUGUGCAUUUUUCUGCCGUGCCUGUGGGGUGAGACUGGGGGCUGGGAAGGGGUGCUGUCAUGUUUUCUUGCAGAACUGUAACCUCAUUAAAUUAUUUAUUGACUGGA